CCCUCUAGCGGCCGUGGUGGGGUGUUGCAGGUAGCCGCGAUCCCCGGGGCAAAUGGCGGGCGUGAAGGAGGAAACGGCUUGUGUUCGCAAUGUGAUGGCGACGGGCGGAAAGUCCGGAGACAAGAUGUUUACGCUGAAGAAGUGGAACGCCGUGGCCAUGUGGAGCUGGGACGUGGAGUGCGACACCUGCGCCAUUUGCCGGGUGCAGGUGAUGGAUGCAUGUCUUCGAUGUCAAGCUGAAAACAAACAAGAGGAUUGUGUUGUGGUUUGGGGAGAAUGUAACCACUCCUUCCACAACUGCUGCAUGUCGCUGUGGGUAAAACAGAACAAUCGCUGCCCUCUUUGCCAGCAGGACUGGGUGGUGCAGAGAAUCGGAAAAUAGUGCUGCACCCUUUCACUGCCACUUUAUGGGCGCAGAUUGACAUGUUCAAUAUGGUGGUGUUCAGUUUGCUAUUUGAAAGGGAACAUUUUAACAGUGGCCCCUCCUUCCCCUUAGCCCUUGUACAAUGAUCUGCCUGUAUUAAAUAAAUCAUAUGCCACUGGGUAUGACUUGUAUAUAUUUAUUAAAAAGUUGGAGAGUAA
Amblyraja radiata (thorny skate) is the source of this 582-nucleotide messenger RNA. RefSeq names its product ring finger protein 7 (gene rnf7). Lineage: Eukaryota; Metazoa; Chordata; Chondrichthyes; Rajiformes; Rajidae. The transcript is spliced from 3 exons. Gene Ontology annotation, molecular function: zinc ion binding. The coding region runs from base 53 to 382 and encodes 109 amino acids. The record is from RefSeq and is a predicted model, not a curated record.